CCAACCAAUCCAUACUAUCUCCCAUCCAAGCGCAUCUAGAAUCUAUAAUUUCCUGCCCAGCCACAUUUCUACACAGCAGCAUCCGCCUGGUCUCGCAUUCUCUUGCUGAGAUCCUCGCACAGCUGUCCGAGCUGCGUCGACUUAUCUAUUUCAGCGGUUAUCGCAUUUCUUGAGAUGAACGCUUGCUCUCGCCUCCCAGCAUCGAAUUGCCUCUCAUCAUCAUCGUCAUUACGUCGUGCAUUGCCGUUAGAUUGUUCUCACUCUCCUUCCCGAGGCAGUCCUAUCAUAACAAGACUUUCUCGUGGUCCAGUCAUGGCUUCAGCAUCGCAGCCAAUCAGCUGUCCGCCAGCCAGCGCGGCGGGUCGCAUGGUGCGGGUGUCGUCGACGGAGAAAAUGGACUUCGUGCCGCACCUGCGCGACGUGUCGCAGUUCUCCUCCACGCCGACAAACACGCGGCUAGCCGGCACGCCGCCAGCGCGGAAUGAGUCGCUGGCGGACGGGAAGGGCGUGGCCACGCAAGCAAUUUUCAAGUUCGGCCGGCCGACGCUGCCCGACGUGGUGGAGGCGGGCGACCCCGUGCUGCACGAGCCCGCCCGCCCCGUGCCCGCGGAGGACAUAGGCAGUCCGGAGAUAGAGAAGAUCAUUAACGACAUGGUGGCGGUCAUGCGAGCAGCGCCAGGUGUCGGCCUGGCAGCCAACCAGAUUGGCCACCCGCUGCAGAUCAUCGUGCUGGAGGACACGGUGGAGCUGAUGCGCGUGUGCGACCAGGAGGACGUCAAGCAGCAGGAGAGGAAGCCGUUCAACCUGCUGGUGAUCAUCAACCCGGUGCUCAAGCCAGUGGGGGACAGCAAGGCACGGUUCUUUGAAGGCUGCCUCAGUGUGAACGGGUACCGCGGCAUGGUGGAGCGGCACCUGGAGGUGGAGGUCACAGGGCUGGGCAGGGAUGGCAAGCCCCUCACCGUGCACGCCACAGGCUGGCAGGCCAGAAUCCUGCAGCACGAGUGCGACCACCUGGCAGGGCUGCUGUACGUGGACAGGGUGGUUCCUCGCACCUUCCGCACCGGUGCCAACCUGCGCCUGCCCCUUCCCAAGGGAUGCCCCAAGCCCGGCUGCUGCUGAGGGAAGGAGAGCAGGCAUGGGGAGAGGGGCUUGGUGGCAUGAAAGGGGAGGCGAGCUUUGAGACGUCUCAAAACUGCCCAAGGGGUGCGGCAAGCCCAGCUGCUGCGAGGGGAGGGUAACAGGCAGGGAGAGGGGGGUUUUGUGGAGUAAAAGAGGGAUGUGUGGGAGAGAUUAAGGGAGAGGGAGAGGGAGAGGGAUGGGUGUAGAAAGCUGGGGCAGUUCGCCAUCCUGAUUCCCAACUGCGCUUGCUAGGGCGUACUCAUGGCCUGGGUUGGGCACUGCUGCGGAGGAGGGAGAGGUGAGAGGGGGGCGGGGAAGGAGUGGGCACUGACUGUCCAUGUCUGCUUCCGGCAGAGCUGGUGGAAGGCAAGAAGUGGUGCAGGAGGGAACUGGGAGGAGGAGGCUAAAAGGCGAGAUACGAAGUGGAGGGCGAGGUGAGGGUGCGUGUGAGGUGUGGGAGGCACGGGGCGAAAUGUGGAAAGAGAGAGUGAGGAGCAGCAGGCCCAUAGAUGACUGACUGAGAAGGGAGCACGCGGAGGGAAGCAAAGUGGGCCAAGGUAAGGCAAGUUGGUUUGCCUGACAAUCUGACUAAGCGAGAGAGGGAUGUGUAAAGAUGCCUAUGGUGAAGAAGGCUUCAUUGGAGGCAUGAAACAGGAGCUUUUGUUUGUGUAGAAUAUUCUGCAGAUGUUGUCUUCAAUAGUACACUUUUAUGUACACCUGCACACUGACAAGAACCUCCAGGAACUGCUGCAUUGA
Closterium sp. NIES-67 is the source of this 1875-nucleotide messenger RNA. The record is from the annotation of a GenBank genome assembly. Lineage: Eukaryota; Viridiplantae; Streptophyta; Zygnematophyceae; Desmidiales; Closteriaceae.